AUGUCGAUCGCAGCUUUCGCUACACUCCCCAGUGUGCAAUCAGGUGUCGACGCCAGGAAUCCCAGCCUUCGAGGACAUGCCUCGCAGAACCAAUCACGUCCUGGCUCUGACAUGGCCGGUGCGGCGUUGCUGUCGGCACCGGCAAUAUCUGCAAUGUCUGGCUUUUUGCUUGCUCUUCGGAACAGACGCUCGCUGACCAGAAGGGCUGCAAAAGAUGAAGCUCGAGUGCAGACAAUGGAGCGACCCCUGCUGGACAACGUUGUUACUGCUGGGGUGAAGGCAUUGGAAGCCGCGGAGCUAAGCCGUGUGAAUGCCUCCUCAGAAACUCCAAGUGAUGCAAAUGGCAACUGGUCCGGCGAGCCACGGGAGUGGGCUAACUCAGACUCGAUCACGCAGCAGAUUUCAAAGGUGUCGCAGAUGGGGCCCUUGGCACAAGCCAAGCAAUUCAUAGCUGACCGGCUGGCGGGGGAGUACGAUGCGGAGAGGAUUGGGAGCCUCAUCGACGAGAAGAUCAACUCAAACAAGAUCAUGAUGUUCUCGUUCUCCACCUGUCCGUUUUGCUUGCGGGCGAAACAAAUCCUGCGGGAGGAUUAUGGCGAGGAAUUUGAAGUCUAUGAGUGUGACCAAGAGGCUGACGGGUAUGCCGUGCGGGCAGAGCUUGGCCGACGCACGGGCCGUACCUCUAUGCCCUCAGUCUACUUGGGUCCUUCGGUAUAUCUGGGUGGCUGCAAUGAUGGAGGUCUAGGCGGAGUUGCGACCCUCGACAAGCAAGAACGUCUUGGAGAUCUUCUGGCAGAGCGUAGUGCCGCCACAAGCGCAUUUGCUCCGUUGGAGUGGCUGGCAACACUUGGACAACCCGAUCGACAGGAAGCCCUGAAGCGGAAGAAGGCAUUGUUGGCAGCUUGUGAUGAGGCUCCAAAAAACGGUGUCGGGGCCAGCGAUGCCACAAAGGAGGAGGUGGAGGCUGCCGCGGCAGAUUUGGAAGCGCUAUGCCCAUCGAACCCGGCUCGAGCUUCCCUCGAAGGAGUUUGGGAUCUGCAGUACUGCACGGCGGAAGGAAGUUCCAACGGUAAAGUUGGUCCCUUCGUGGGUGACGUGACGCAGACCUUUGUUGAUGAUGUUCGCUUCGUGAACGCUGUGGAGAUUGGACCCGUCAAGGUUGCCCUGCAGGCAGAACGGGAAGUGCUCAAUGACACCGAGAUCAGGGUGACAUUCAAGGAGACAGUGUUUUCCAUCCUCGGGAUUGAAGUCUUCCGCAAGCCAACCAAAGGUGCUGGGACCUGGAAGCAGAGAUUUGUAGAUGCCGGCCUUCGCGUCAUGGACACUCCAUCCCUCUUCAUCCUGCGCAAGCGCCGGAGUUAG
Symbiodinium pilosum is the source of this 1362-nucleotide messenger RNA. Lineage: Eukaryota; Dinophyceae; Suessiales; Symbiodiniaceae. The record is from the annotation of a GenBank genome assembly.